UUUAAAUGGUCGACACUAGCCCCAUAGCACAUUUUGCAUCUUAGUCGAAUGCAUUUCGACGAGAUCGGCACAAAGCAGAUCUGAAAUAUUGAUUGUUUCCGUUUCUCAAACUUGCACUCAUUGGAAUCUGUGGUUGUCGAUUGUGUUGGGCACCGGAAGUGAAGAGCUGGAGUCAGUUGGGAGAAUUAACAGCGGUCAGGUGAGGUGAGCAGGCAGAAAACCACACACUCUUGCAGAUCUACAGUUAGAAUGGAGGUAUCAAGGAGAAGAUCCCUUCAAAAGCACCUGGAACCUGCUCGACCCCUACGCCGCAUCGUCCACAUUGACUCUGAGCCCAAAAUAGAUGCUGCUACAUGUGCACAAGCUCUGGAGGACCACUGGAUUCCUCAGACAAAUAUUGGCGUCGAGCAGUUCUUCAAGAUUUUCAGCCUCCAAAAACCGAAAAAAGUGGGCAGACUAUGCUACACAAGAGAAUUUUUAGUUGGAUUGGCGACUUGUCCUCAGGCCAUGAAGAAGCCAGAAUUCUUGCCGGAGCACCCUGUGGUCUUGACUCGGGCAGUAAGUUGGAUAGAGAGCCUGGGGACCUCAUCAUGUGAAGUGGAGAGGAGGACAAGAAAAAAGUGUUCCCCGCUGUCGCCACCACAUGCAAAGAAGUUGUCAAGAGUGUUGUGGAAAAGAAAUGCACACAGCAUGAUCGGUGCGAGCCUGGUCACGGUGCGAUCACUGUCGAAACACUAAAGUGGAUCGCAGUGACCUGGACGUCUGAUUCCCAUCUCCUCAUAGCUACAUGGUUUUUGUAAAUGAACAGCUGCAUCCCACUUGUAAAGAUCACAUAUAAUCUAAGAAAUUAAAAUAAUAGCCUACCCUUCUGAA
Solea senegalensis (Senegalese sole) is the source of this 873-nucleotide messenger RNA. It is a transcript of the gene gra, whose product is annotated as granulito. NCBI's taxonomy places the organism in Eukaryota, Metazoa, Chordata, Actinopteri, Pleuronectiformes, Soleidae. The record is from RefSeq and is a predicted model, not a curated record. The transcript is spliced from 8 exons. Bases 250 to 738 code for a protein of 162 amino acids.